AUGCCCAAUCGAUCGAUAACAAGUAGAGAUGUGGCAUCAUUACCACAGCCUGGUUUUAAUCUAGCUGAAUCAAUAAAAUUUAGUCCUGAUGAUACAUUUUUAACAUAUCUUCGUUCACCUAAUCAAACAUUAACAAGACAACUUUAUGCGUAUAAUAUCCAGACAGAAAAAGAAUUUGUUUAUGCCGAACUUGGUGUAGGUGAUGGAAAAACAGAAGAAAAUCUUUCAAUUGAAGAAAAACUACGACGAGAACGUCAACGUCAAUUAAUCACUGGUAUAACUCGUUAUGAAUGGCCGAAAAAUAAAACUCAAUCAUUGAUGCUUAUACCCAUUGGUAGUGAUCUUUAUAUUCAUGAUGGUAAAGAAAUUCGUCUUUUGGUUAAUGGAUCUAAUCAACCAUCAAUAAUUGAUCCAAAACUUUCACCUGACGGUUCAUUUGUUGCAUACGUUCAAAAUUGUGAACUUUAUUGUGUAUCAACAGCAAAAUCAUCAUUUUCACAGCCACGUCAAUUGACAUUCGAUGCACGUGGCCAACCAAAUAAAAUGAAUGGUGUUGCAGAGUUCAUUGCUCAAGAAGAAAUGGAACGAAGUGAAGGUUUUUGGUGGUCUGAUGAUUCACGUUUUAUUGCAUUCACUCAAGUUGACGAGUCAAAUGUGCCAGUAUUUCGUAUUCCACAUUCUGGUUCGGAUAAUCCUGAUGAAAUUGAAGAACAUCGAUAUCCAUUUGCUGGUAAAACAAAUGUUAAAGUUACUGUUGGUAUUAUUGAUCUAGCCGAUCAAAAAACAACAACACCUAACAUUGAUUGGAUUGACUUAAGUUCAUUUCAUGAUCAUUAUAUAGCACGUGUAAAUUUUUUCCCUGACAAUAGCCUUGCUUUACAAAUAGAAAAUCGACAACAAACAAAAUUACAAUUAUAUCAAUAUGAUUUUUUAAAUAAAAAAUCAUUAAAAUUACUAAUCGAAGAAAUAAGCCAAUCUUGGAUUAAUUUACAUGACUCUUUUCGUACAUUGAAAAAAACACCAACACAAUUUAUAUGGACUAGUGAAAGAACUGGUUUUAUGCAUUUAGAAUUAUAUGAUUUAACUAGUGGCAAAUUAAUAAAAGCAUUGACUAGUGGCGAUUGGGUUGUACAACGUGUUGUUGAUGUUGAUGAAGCUAAUUCUACUAUUUAUUUUCUUGCUAAUCGUGAAACACCCAUGGAAGUACAUCUUUAUAGUGUUAAUUAUAAUGAUGAUAUACCGAAAAUAGAUCGUAUAACACAAGAAGUUGGUUGUCAUGCUGUUUACUCUUUUAAUCGAACAUACGAAUAUUGUAUAACACAAUGGAGUUCCAUAGAACAAUGUCCACUUAUAAGAAUAUUAGAUGUAAAAAAGAAAGAAAUUCUUAAAACAUUAGAUCAUUUACAGCAAGAGCAAGUGCAAAGUAUAGAACAAUUUAAUUUUGUUAAACCUCAAUUAUUAAAAAUACAAAAUCGAAAUAAUCAAACACUUUAUUGCGCAGUAUAUAAACCAGAUGAUGCACAAGGCCGAUAUCAAAGACCAUAUCCAACACUUGUAUCAGUUUAUGGUGGACCACAUCUUCAACGUGUAAUAAAUUCUUGGUCAUUGCGCACAGAUAUGCGCUGUCAACGUUUAGUUGAAUCGGGUUAUGUCGUAAUACGCUUAGAUAACCGUGGUAGUCCAAAUCGAGGUGUAUCUUUUGAAAGUGCUAUCCGAUAUGAUAUGGGCCAUUUAGAAAUUGAAGAUCAAAUCGAUGGAGUAAACUAUCUCGUAAAGCAAGGUAUUACAGACAAAGCCCGUGUUGGUAUCUAUGGUUGGUCUUAUGGGGGAUACAUGGCAGCUAUGGCAUUGGUUCGAGCAAGUGAAGUUUUUAAACUAGGUAUUGCUGGUGCACCGGUUACACACUGGGACGGAUAUGACACUCAUUAUACUGAGAGAUACAUGGGCACACCGGAAGAGAAUCCUCGUGGAUACGAAAUAUCAAGUGUAAUGUAUCAUAUACAUAAUUUAGUAGGUCACUUGAUGAUAGUGCAUGGUCUAAUUGAUGAAAAUGUUCAUUUUCGUCAUUCGGCUCGUCUUAUAAAUGCACUUAUACGAGCAAAUAAACCGUAUGAACUGAUUCUUUUUCCCGAUGAACGACAUAUGCCAAGAAAACUGGAUGAACGCAUCUAUAUGGAAGAUCGAAUGUUCGAAUUUAUUAGAAAAAACUUAUAG
Messenger RNA from Rotaria socialis, 2214 nucleotides. The record is from the annotation of a GenBank genome assembly. Lineage: Eukaryota; Metazoa; Rotifera; Eurotatoria; Philodinida; Philodinidae.